AUGAUGGAGAAUAAUCCUGAGUCAUUAAUAACCCAGACACCAAGAGGAUCCAUUGAGCUCUCUCGUCAGCCCUCCAUUACUAAGCUCACAUGUCAGCUCUCUGCUGGUCAAGUACAGAACAGCAUCAGCUCAUUGAGUCUUUCCAGUUACUUAAUUCCACAGUGUGAUCAGGAAGCUUCAGUUUUACAGAACUUAGAGCAUAAGAGAAAGCAUUUCCUAAAGGAAAAUAUAGGCAAAGAAUAUAAGAACAGCUUGAAUCUUAAAAGAAAGUAUGUUACAUGUAGUAAUUACCCCCAAAAAGCAAGUAAACACAUAACACUGGAAAAAGAUACUGAUGGGACUGAAUCCUGGCCAAACUCUGAGGACACAAGAGCUUUGGGAAGAAAGCUGUGUGAUGUUAGAUAUUUGGGUGAUUUGGCUAAAGUCCAGCUGAUGGAUGCUCUCAAGCAGGCAGCAGCCCUGGUGGUGACAUUGAUGUACAAGGACAGUUCCACACAGCUCAGCGCCAAGCAGGCUUUAACUUGUCCUGUUAAAGGAAUUGUAGUGUUACUAAAAAGCCAUGAAGGCAGCAGCCCUCUGAUUCUCUCAGCCCAUGGUGAUGCUCUGGGAAAGGACAUCGAAUCCACAGACCACUGUAUCUACAUACAUACUGAGCAUUCCUCUUUCUCGGACCCAAAGCAAGAAGCACAUAGUCUAUUUGUCAGGAACAUACUGUUUUGGACACUUAGGUGUAAAUGCCCCGUUGUUUGUUUUAAUGCCAAGGACUUUGUGAGAACAGUACUGCAGCUCUAUGGUAAGGAUGGCAGUUGGAAGCAUGCUGCUGGUUUUGUAGGACUAGAUCCCAGAGUUGCUGCAUGGCUCAUAGAUCCCAGUGACGCUGCACCUUCAUUUGAAGAUUUAGUAGCCAAACACCUAGAAAACUCCACCAUAGUCAAACCAAGCAGUACAUUCGGUGAUACCUCAAGAAGUAUUGUGAGUCAGAAUAUAUAUGUGAAACUGAAGAUACUCUACGACCUUACAAUGGAUCUUUGUUCUAAGUUGAAGGCUUAUGGCUUAUGGCAACUAUAUUGUACUUUGGAGCUUCCAUUGAUACCAAUUUUGGCAGUGAUGGAAAAUCAUAAGAUUCCAGUUGACAAAGAAGAGAUGGAGAGGACAUCAGCACUCCUUGGGGCUCGCCUCAAGGAAUUGGAGCAAGAAGCCCAUUUUGUUGCAGGAGAACAGUUUCUUAUAAUGAGUAAUAAUCAACUUCGUGAGAUCCUUUUUGGCAAGUUGAAGCUGCACUUGUUGAGUCAGAGGAAGCAUCUUCCCAGAACUGGGCUGCAGAACCAGCUGUCCACAUCAGAAGCCAUGUUAAAUUCUCUACAAGACCUUCACCCAUUACCCAAGUUAAUUUUAGAAUAUAGACAGGUUCACAAGAUCAAGUCAACUUUUAUAGAUGGAUUACUAGCUUAUAUGAAAAAGGGCUCCAUCUCUUCUACAUGGAAUCAGACAGGAACUGUGACAGGAAGACUUUCAGCCAAGCAUCCUAAUAUCCAGGGUAUCUCCAAGCACCCAAUUCAGAUUUCUAAGCCUCAGAAUUUUAAAGGUAAAGAAGAGGAGAUUGUCACCAUCUCUCCAAGAACCAUGUUUGUGUCCUCUGAAGGCCACACCUUCCUGGCAGCAGACUUUUCACAGAUUGAAUUGCGCAUUCUUGCACAUUUAUCUGGGGAUCCAGAGCUUUUGAAGUUAUUCCAGGAAUCUGAAAGAAAUGAUGUAUUUUCUACCCUGACUUCACAGUGGAAGGACAUUCCCAUAGAACAUGUGACACACAUGGACAGAGAACAAACCAAGAAAGUGGUGUACUCCGUGGUCUAUGGAGCCGGGAAAGAGCGACUUGCUGCUUGCCUUGGAGUCACUGUUUUGGAAGCCACCCACUUUUUGGAGAGAUUUUUGCAGAAGUACAAGAAAAUCAAGAACUUUUCCCAGACAGUUAUUAGCCAGUGUCACAGUGCAGGCUAUGUGACAUCCAUCUUGGGUAGAAGGAGGCCUCUCCCGAGGAUCUGUGCACAGGACCAGCAGCUUCGGGCACAAGCAGAGCGACAGGCAGUAAACUUUGUGGUACAAGGCUCAGCCGCAGACCUCUGCAAGCUAGCCAUGAUUCACAUCUUUGCUGCAGUUGCCACAUCCCCGACCCUGACAGCCAGGUUAGUUGCCCAAAUUCAUGAUGAGCUGCUGUUUGAAGUGGAAGAUACUCAGAUCCCUGAGUUUGCAGCUCUUGUCAGAAGGAUCAUGGAGUCCUUGCAACAGGUCCAGACCCUGGAACUGCAGCUGCAGGUACCCCUAAAGGUGAACUUGAGUGUUGGCCGCUCAUGGGGACACCUGGCCCUACUGCAGGAGACUCUGGACUCAGCCUGACCCAUCUACCAGCAACAGUCCAGCUAGCAGUGAGGUCCCUGUUCCCUACCCCCAUAAAGGACAUUUUGUGUUUCAUCCUAA
Molecule: messenger RNA, 2475 nt
Organism: Grammomys surdaster
Lineage: Eukaryota; Metazoa; Chordata; Mammalia; Rodentia; Muridae
Gene: Poln
Product: DNA polymerase nu
Exons: 23
Coding region: 1-2394 (797 amino acids)
Biological process (GO): double-strand break repair; DNA-templated DNA replication
Molecular function (GO): DNA-directed DNA polymerase activity; DNA binding
Source: RefSeq, a predicted model, not a curated record